AUGGAGAUGGAGAUGGGGGAGAUGGAGGUGGGGGAGAUGGAGGUGGGGGGGCCCCCGGCCCCCUCCAAGGCCACCUCCACCUGCAGCAGCGACACCUGCAUCCCGACCCCCAGCUGCAGGAUCUGCUUCCAGGGCGCAGAGCAGGGCGACCUGCUGAACCCGUGCCGCUGCGACGGCUCGGUGCGCUACACCCACCAGCAGUGUCUGCUGAAGUGGAUCAGCGAGCGCGGCUGCUGGACCUGCGAGCUCUGCUGCUACCGCUUCCAGGUCAUCGCCAUCGACAUGAAGAGGCCGUGGCAGUGGCAGUCCAUCACCAUCACGCUGGUGGAGAAGGUGCAGAUCAUCGCCGUGUUCCUGGGCUCUCUGUUCCUGGUGGCCAGCAUCUCCUGGCUGCUGUGGUCGGCCCUCAGCCCCCAGGCCGUGUGGCAGCGCCGCGACGUGCUCUUCCAGAUCUGCUACGGCAUGUACGGCUUCAUGGACCUGGUCUGCAUAGGGCUGAUUGUCCACGAAGGAGCAGCCGUCUACAACGUGUUCAUGCGCUGGCGGGCCGUGAACCUCCACUGGGACGUCCAGAGUUACAACAAGACCAAGGACAUGGAGGAGGCCGGCGGCGGGCCCUCGGCCCUGAGCCCCAGGACGCUCUGGUUGCCCCUGGUCACCUUCGGGCCCAGCGGGCCCCUGCACCCCACCCAGCUGGGCUCACGGCCCUGGACCUGCCUCUGUUUGGCACCUUUCUGCCCGGGCCUGGUGUCCCGCAGCAGCCUCGGCCAGGACGCCGACUCGGGGGAGGUCGUGAUCCGAGUCACGUCCGUGUGAUGUUCCUACGCACGAACCAAACACUUGAUGCAUUGGACUGGAAGGUGUAUGCAGUAAAUCCUUUUUUUUUUCAGCUUUUCUGGUUGCCAAAUGUUUCCCAAAUCAGUUUUGUUUCUUCUUCCUGGGGGCCGGCCCUCAAACCAAUCUGUGCAAUUUAGGUCUUUCGCUGCCUGUGUGUGCUAUACCGGGAUAACCUUUCCUCCUCCUUAUCCCCGACCGUCCGGGACCACCGGAUGUGACGGGGUCUAAUGCCACGUUUACACGUAGCCGGGUAUUUACAAAAACAGAUAUUUCCCCCUCUACGUUUUGAAAAAUUCCAUAAUUUACACGAGAUUGUUUUCAAAAUCUCUUCAUUUACACGAACCCGCAUAAAUACGCUGUUAAGGUGCUAUGAACAGCCAAACCUGCAGGGGGCAGUGUAACGAGAAGCAUAAAGUCAUGCUAGCCAAUCAGAAUCCUGGAAAAAAACAUGAACAAAUGACGUGAGUAACUUCCAGUUACUUCCAAGAUGGAACGAGAGUCUUUCAUUUGGAUUGACAGAGAAGUGGUUACUUUUAAGUGUAACAGGUAAAAUACAAG
Cololabis saira (Pacific saury) is the source of this 1395-nucleotide messenger RNA. It is a transcript of the gene marchf11, whose product is annotated as membrane-associated ring finger (C3HC4) 11. Gene Ontology annotation, molecular function: zinc ion binding; ubiquitin-protein transferase activity. Gene Ontology annotation, biological process: protein ubiquitination. NCBI's taxonomy places the organism in Eukaryota, Metazoa, Chordata, Actinopteri, Beloniformes, Belonidae. The transcript is spliced from 4 exons. The record is from RefSeq and is a predicted model, not a curated record. Bases 1 to 816 code for a protein of 271 amino acids.